This is a messenger RNA of Lathyrus oleraceus (garden pea), 471 nucleotides long. RefSeq names its product replication protein A 14 kDa subunit B. Gene Ontology annotation, biological process: DNA recombination; DNA replication; DNA repair. Bases 33 to 365 code for a protein of 110 amino acids. The record is from RefSeq and is a predicted model, not a curated record. NCBI's taxonomy places the organism in Eukaryota, Viridiplantae, Streptophyta, Magnoliopsida, Fabales, Fabaceae. The transcript has a single exon. Gene Ontology annotation, molecular function: DNA binding. Gene Ontology annotation, cellular component: nucleus.
GCAUUGCAGAUUGCAAUUGAAUCAGUCUGAAUAUGGAUUCAUUAAGCCCUGCCGUCUUUGUCAAUAUGGAACUGUUACCCUGCUGUGUUGGAAGAAGGGUUCGUACAGUGAUACAAUUCGUGCGAUCUGAGGGUUUAGUUGUCAUUGGAAAAUCACCGGAUGAGAAGCAGAUUAUUGUAAAAGUAUCACCUGAUUCACCCCUACCAUCUCCUCUUACAGCUUUUGUAGAAGUGAUUGGUAUCGUUGACAGUGACAAGUCCAUCAAAGCUGAGUUAUGGACCAACUUUGGGGAUGAAAUUGAUAUGUUCAGCUACCAUAAGCUUUGUCAGCUUGCAAAUGGAGAAUUCAAACACUUGCUCCUGUGAUUUGAAUUUACAACACAACCUUAUCUGACUAUACAAACACCUCUCUAUCAGAUGCAAAUGGAGGAUUCAAAUACUUGUAUCAGUGGGAAAAAGUGGAGACAACAAA